Molecule: messenger RNA, 2183 nt
Organism: Rattus norvegicus (Norway rat)
Lineage: Eukaryota; Metazoa; Chordata; Mammalia; Rodentia; Muridae
Gene: Erp27
Product: endoplasmic reticulum protein 27
Cellular component (GO): endoplasmic reticulum lumen
Source: RefSeq, a predicted model, not a curated record
AUACCCCAAAGUCGGGCACGCUCGGUCUUGUGGUAGUCAAGCCAGGGGCCUGGUGGGCUAGUGACGUAGAUUUGGGAGUGAGAGGGCACGCUUCCAGUAAUGCUUUCAGAUUGUUAUCAGAGUCCCCUUCCUUUCAAAGCAGUCUGUCCGCCCUCUGCAUGAGGUCUUUCUCUCGCUUGCUUCACAUUCUGAGUCUCCUUACCUGUGGGCACUUUGAAAGAAAGGGGGUGUCUGCAGGAAGUCAGUCAAACCUGGCCAUUGUCCUAAACAACCUCAGUCUGCCUGUGCCCAUAGUACCUCGUCCAUAGGCAGAAGUGAAAGUAAAGGCACUUUUAAAUUUUAUUAAUUUAUUAAUUUAUUUAUUAUUUAAGAUAGGGUCUCACGACUCAGGCUGGCCUUGAACUUACAGUGCUGUCCGUGCUUCUCUCAAACGGACAGUCCUCCUGCUUUAGCCUCCCGAGGAAUGGGCUAAUGGGACUAUGCCACACACACUCAGGCUAAACCUAUGUUUUAUGACCAGGAAGGUUAUUCUAAGACAGAAAGGGAGGCCCCCACUUAUCUUUCUCACAUUCUCCGAAUACGAGGAAGUGACAGGAUCACUGACAGCUUCCACACUGGGUGUUGGCUAACGCAGUCAUACAGGAGAGGGUCUCGUCCUGGCCUUCCCCUCUCGCUCUGGUAACAGCAGCUGGCAAUCCUCACAGCUAACCCAGCCCCAUUCAGACCUCCUUGUCUACUUCCCACUCCUUGAUUCCAACUCACAGUCAUCCCGCCCAUUCUGUGGACGCAGUCGGAAAUGGGCUGCCAGUGGGAGUCAGGUUUUGGUGCCAAGGGGUCUGAGCUUCAGAAAAAGAGCAAAGAAGAGUGCAGUAACAUCAAGGACCACCAGAUGGUGACACUGGGUCCUUGAGCAAUUCAAUUCAAAGGCCCAGGUCACCAACCAGGGGGCCAGACAGCCAACUAAUAAAUGUCCUCAGCUUCUAAGUGAAUAACCCUCUUGCUUCUGUCUUGUGAUCCCAGAUUCGAGAGUAGCAAUCUUCCCUUCUCCUUUAACACGGCCUUUAGCUCAUUGAGAUGCAGGGAAAACGAGUGGACACUUGUGAACUGCCUGGAGUUUCUGUGGACAACCAUCCUAACACAGCAAGGAGGACAGUGCCAGUGUCUGUGAGAGGACAGAGGCCAUCACUAAUGGCUGACUUCCCAGCUCCCUCACUGCAAGCCUGGGAUACAACAGCUACCAGAGAGGAUAUGACCCUCAGGUCCUGCACGUCUCCCAAGGACCAUGCUAAAGACCUCUCCUUGAUAUUACAUCUCUGUUUCUCCACAAAUUGUUUCCAAAACAUUUGUCUCCCUGGGCAUAUGGAUGGCUGUGUAGUCCAACUUGGCAGACCUCUGGAAGCCGAGACUUCCCUCAGCUACAGGAUUUGGAAAUACCGAUCGUGUCUAUAUUCCGGAGCAUGGCACAGCAGUUCCAAGAUGUAUCAUUCGGAAUCAGCAACCAUUCUGAGGUCCUGACCCAUUACAACGUCACCAGCAACAGCAUCUGCCUCUUUCGAUUGGUAGAUAAUAAGCAGCUACGUUUGGACGCCGAAGACAUUGACGAUCUCGAUGCUGCCAAGCUGAGCCGUUUCAUUCACUUGAACAACCUCCACUGGGUGACGGAGUACAGCCCUAUGAUUGGAGCUGGCUUAUUUAACACCAUGGUUCAGACCCAUCUUCUCCUGAUAAUGAACAAGGCUUCCCCAGAGUAUGAAGAAAGCCUGCGUAGCUAUCAGAAGGCAGCUAAGCUCUUCCAGGGACAGAUUCUCUUUGUUCUGGUGGACAGCGGCAAAAGGGAAAACGGAAAGGUGAUAGCCUAUUUCAGACUAAAAGAGUCUCAGCUGCCAGCUCUGGCCAUUUACGAAUCUGUGGAUGACAAGUGGGACGCCCUGACCAUCACAGAAGUUACGGUGGAGAAGGUCCAAAGCUUCUGCAAUGGAUUCCUAAAGGGUAUGCUGUUGAGAGAUCAGAAAGCUGAAAACGACUCUGGGAAGGAGGAGCUCUGACCGCUCCCUGGAACUUGAACUCGCUGUUCUCUGUCUAUUCCGUGCUGAAUAAAAAGGAGCCGUUCCAGCCUCUGCAACACUCAGGAUCACUGGGUGUUCUGACAAGGGGCGGGAGGGGCACAAUCAUUCGUGUCUGAA